Molecule: messenger RNA, 1971 nt
Organism: Melanotaenia boesemani (Boeseman's rainbowfish)
Lineage: Eukaryota; Metazoa; Chordata; Actinopteri; Atheriniformes; Melanotaeniidae
Gene: slc34a2a
Product: solute carrier family 34 member 2a
Exons: 13
Coding region: 1-1971 (656 amino acids)
Biological process (GO): sodium-dependent phosphate transport; intracellular phosphate ion homeostasis
Cellular component (GO): brush border; vesicle; apical plasma membrane
Molecular function (GO): sodium:phosphate symporter activity
Source: RefSeq, a predicted model, not a curated record
AUGGACUCACUGCGCCCGCCACAGUCAAUGGCUUCUCAAAGAAGAGCGAGUAGGGAGGGCCACGAGGAUAAAUAUGACAAGAACAGCAAAGAAGUCAAGGCGAGUCCUUCACACUCCACUAUGGGUUUGAUUGAGCAGGAGUCAGACGAUGUAGACCCGUGGGACCUUCCGGAGAUGAAGGACACCGGAGUACCGUGGUCAGCUCUGGAUGCCAAAGGCAAGGUGCUGAGGGUGCUGCUGUCAGUGAUGAAGCUGAUUCUGCUGCUUGGUUUCCUCUACAUGUUCAUCUGCUCCCUUGACAUCCUUAGCUCAGCUUUUCAGCUCGUUGGAGGUAAAACAGCAGGUGACAUCUUCCAGGACAACUCAAUUUUGUCUAACCCGCUGGCUGGACUGGUUAUCGGUGUUCUGGUCACUCUGCUGGUCCAGAGCUCAUCCACUUCCUCCUCUAUUGUGGUCAGCAUGGUUUCCUCAGGGUUGCUAACUGUCCAGGUAGCUGUUCCUAUCAUCAUGGGCACUAACAUUGGCACCUCUGUAACCAAUACGCUUGUGGCCAUGACGCAGGCUGGUGAGCGCAGCACCUUUCGCAGGGCUUUUGCAGGCGCCACAGUGCACGACUUCUUCAACUGGCUGUCUGUGCUGGUGCUGCUGCCUCUGGAAGUUGCUACGGGUUAUUUGUACAAGGUCACCAAGCUUAUCAUCGACUCCUUUCACAUCCAGAGUGGAGAGCCCCCAGACCUGUUAAACGUGAUCACUGACCCCCUCACUGAGUCCAUCAUAGAGCUGGAUCAGUCUGUCCUCAGUGGAAUGGCCACUGGAGAUGAAGAAGCCCGAAAUAAGAGUCUCAUUAAGAAAUGGUGCCUAACCUAUACCAACACAACCUUAAUGAAUGUCACAGUUCCAGGACCAGAGAACUGCACCUCUCCCACACUCUGCUGGGUUGACGGCAAUUACACCUUUACACUGAAGAAUGUGUCCGAAACAUAUAAUCUACAGAAAUGUAAGCAUCUCUUUGUGAACGUGAGUUUGCCUGACAUGGCAGUGGGUCUAAUCCUGCUGGCUCUCUCUCUGCUGGUUCUCUGCUCUUGCUUGAUCCUUAUUGUCAAGUUGCUUAACUCCAUGCUAAAGGGACAGGUCGCUGUAGUCAUCAAGAAGAUCAUCAACACAGAUUUCCCAUUUCCAUUCAGCUGGGUCACGGGUUAUAUUGCCAUCAUAGUUGGUGCUGGAAUGACUUUCAUUGUGCAGAGCAGUUCGGUGUUCACAUCAGCUAUUACUCCACUUGUUGGGAUUGGUGUCAUCAGCAUAGAGAGAGCAUACCCACUAUCUUUGGGUUCAAAUAUUGGCACCACCACAACAUCCAUUUUGGCAGCCAUGGCAAGUCCAGGAGAAACACUGGGUAAUGCUCUACAGAUUGCUCUUGUGCACUUCCUGUUCAACAUCUCUGGCAUCAUUCUGUGGUACCCAAUCCCCUUCACCCGCAUCCCCAUCCGGCUGGCUAAAAGUAUAGGGAACGUCACAGCCAAGUAUCGCUGGUUUGCUGCUGUCUACAUCAUUUUCUGCUUCUUUGUUUUGCCACUCUUUGUAUUCAGCCUGUCACUGGCUGGUUGGCAGGUACUUGUGGGCGUAGGUGUACCUCUGGUGGUCAUGUUGAUCAUAAUUUUGAUCAUUAACGUGCUGCAGAAACGAAAACCUGGGUGUCUGCCUGCAGUGCUGCGAUCCUGGGACUUUCUCCCUCUCUGGGCCCACUCCCUGGCUCCCUGGGAUAAAGUGGUUACUGGGAUUGCAGCCAAAUGUUGUUGCUGCUGUAAAUGCUGCCAAGUUGUAUCUGAUAACCAAGAACAAGAAGUACAAUCCAUGGAAAAAGGCAGUAAAAUGCAGACAGCUGUGUAUGACAACCCCAUGAUGAAUGCAGAGAAAGAAGUACAAAAUGAAACAAAGAUAGAGCUAAAGAUUUUGAAUAUGACCAGGCUUUGA